AUGGCAAAGUAUGUUGGCCUCAAAGUUGCGAAUCAAGCAAACUGUAAACGUUGUGUGCCACCAAGCAAAGAAAAUCAACGAGAGAAGGACGUGAUGCUAGGGCGGGAGAGGCUCCUAAAGGGUCGCAAUUGGAAGAUGUCGACAAGCUUUCGCCGUCACUUUCUGUUUUUGUACUGGGAGCUAGAAUUCCGACUGAGUCAAAGUUGUUGUGAGACCAGGGAGUCUCAAACAGUACUUUCAAACGCUCAGUAUACCCAAACUCAAGUAAACAGAGCGGGAAUGACAGUUGUACAGUUUUUUGCAAUGGCCUUAUGCGUAGCCUGUUUAUCCGCACCAAUAUCCUUUGCACCUUACGAAGAAAAAAUCUUCCAUACGACUGCAGCAUUAGCUGGUUAUUCUGAGAAGACUAUUACUGCCCACGUUGACUAUGAUAAGCUAUUGGAAAAGGGAACCAAGGGUAAAAUUAAACGAUUCGUUUCUCUCAAACUCUACAAACUCUACAAAUAUAUUUCUCGAAAGUCUCUUCAAUAA
This is a messenger RNA of Opisthorchis viverrini, 531 nucleotides long. RefSeq lists its product as hypothetical. The transcript has 4 exons. Lineage: Eukaryota; Metazoa; Platyhelminthes; Trematoda; Opisthorchiida; Opisthorchiidae. The record is from RefSeq and is a predicted model, not a curated record. Bases 1 to 531 code for a protein of 176 amino acids.